Molecule: messenger RNA, 6175 nt
Organism: Rhopilema esculentum
Lineage: Eukaryota; Metazoa; Cnidaria; Scyphozoa; Rhizostomeae; Rhizostomatidae
Product: disco-interacting protein 2 homolog C
Source: RefSeq, a predicted model, not a curated record
ACCCAAAUGGGAGUAAACAUUUGGAAAGUGUGGAAGUGAAAGGCGCAGUUGGAGAAAUUUGAAGAGAAAAAUUGUUGCGGCAUAGAUAUUCCAGAUGUCUGUAGUAUGGCAGAGCCUUCGCUCUCAUUUUUGCCGCAAGAGAUUCUUGCCAAGCUAAGAGAUCUUGAAUUUGAAUUAGAGGAAGGUGACAUUACCCAAAAGGGAUUUGAAAAGAAAAAAGCAAGACUGUUAGCACCGUUUCAAAGAGCAGGACCUGAGAAAUAUAGACAAGAAUCACCAAGGCAAAGUGAUGAAGUUAGUCAGAGUUCUGGCCUACGAAAGGAGGCCAUUGAAAUGGCACUGGCCAAGAAACAGUCGGAUGAAACCGCUGGCCUCCCGGCACCUACGAAAAGGCAAUCGUUUGUUACCAAAAGGAAAACAGAAAAUGCUGAAAACAGACCUUCUUCGAGCUACAUGGUUCCAACCAGAUUUACAGAUACUCCAACUGGAACGCCAGUAGGCUCAGAGGAGGAUUUGGCACCGAGCGUUCAAACUCCACCAGUGCAGCAAAGAGGUUCAAGAUCCGUAGUCCACGUAACCGACGAAGGAACUCGAGACAGAAGAGAACGGGGAUUGUCAAAUGUCUCACGGACGAAGAGUAACGAAUUUGGAAAUAGAGCACCUCCUCCGGACGUGACGAUACCUCAAGGUGAUUCUUCAAAUUUUGGGAUGAAUACAAGACGGAGUGUGCAUAUGUCAUCGGUUAGAGUUAAGAGAAGUGAAGUUAUGAAUGGCAGCGGACGAGUAUCAGCGAAAAUACAACAAUUACUGAACACUUUAAAAAGGCCGAAGAAGAAGCCACUAGAACAGUACUUUGUUGAAGAAGAUGACCAGCUUGAAGUUAGCAAACCAGACCCAAAUGCACCAAAACCAGAGGGUACCUCUAGCAAGCCAGCAGUUGGAGAAAUGUUUUCGCUUCCAGAGAAUGUUCCUCAUGCUUUCACCGAAGCCAUUCGAAAAUACGGUUCAUCUAAUAAAGCGCCCGCAAUUUCGGUGAUCGACGUCAAUGGAAAAAUACUCUAUACACUGUUGUACGCAAAACUUCUUAGUCGUAGUCAAAAAGUAGCAUUUUCGCUUCUAAACAAAGUUGGAAGUCAUAGAGACGGGAAUAUCAUCUCUCAAGGAGACAGGGUUGCUCUUAUGUACAGUUAUGAUGACCCUGUCGGAUUCAUCUCUGCGUUUUACGGCUGUUUAAUUGCGGGUAUUGUCCCUGUGCCAAUCGAUCCACCUGUGAAAAAAGAGGAUGCCGGAUUGCAACAUGUUGGAUUUUUCUUGGGUAGCUGCAAUAUUUCCUGGGUGCUAACUUCCGAAAGUUGUCUGAGAAACCUGCCUAGAGACGAUUUAGGCCAUCCAAUUCAAUUUAAAGGCUGGCCUAGGCUUCAAUUUUUCGUCACUGAAAAUCUUGGUAGACCGGCAAGAGACUGGCACGUUCCUUUGUUAGGCAAGGAAAGGAAGGUUCCGGCAUACAUUGAGUAUUCGGAAGAUCGGGAUGGUAGUGCACUGGGCGUGGUUGUGUCUCGAGAAACCAUGAUUGCUCACACACAAAUGCUAAUCCAGGCUUGUCAGUAUGAUGAAGGCGACACUAUCGUCAGUGCUUUGGAUUACAAAAGGGGAGUCGGAUUAUGGCAUUCUGUUUGCGUUGGUGUCCUUUAUGGAAUGCACGUCAUUUAUGUCCCCCCGUCUGUCAUCCAACAAAGUCCUGCCAUGUGGAUGAUGAUGGCCAGCAAGUAUAAAGCUAGUGCAUGCCUUGUCACUUCAAAAGAAUUGCAUUGGAGCUUGCACGCCACAAGGGACCACAGAGAAGUCAAUUUUUCAAAUCUCAGGAUGCUGCUGCUAGCAGACCGAGCGAACCCUUGGUCACUUUCAGCUUGCGAUACGUUUCUGUCAGCCUUUGAAGGAAAAGGCCUGCGUCCAGAGGUCCUUUGUCCCUGCGCGUACUCCCCUGAAACACUGACCAUUGCAAUAAGAAGGACAAGCCGUGCUGACUGUGGCUCGAGCGGGCGUGGGAUAUUGUCGCUGACUGGGCUUAGUCAUGGCGUUGUUCGUGUUGACAAAGAAGGAUCCAUCACAGCGUUAAUUUUACAGGACUGUGGUCUGGUUGUUCCAGGAGCCAAAGUUUGUGUAUUGAAGUUAGAUGGAAGCAAUGAACUGUGCAAAGUUGAUGAGGUCGGUGAACUGUGCAUAUCAAGCAGAACGGUUGGUGAUGGCUAUUGGGGACUGCAUGGCAAAACAAAUCAAGUUUUCAACGUACGGCCUACAUUAGAAAAUGGAGAAACCGCGCCAGAUUCCUAUGUUUUAACAGGCCUUUUAGGAUUCCUUGGUCCCGGUGGACUCGUGUUUGUUUCGGGAACAUCAGAAGGCCUCAUGACUGUAAAAGGAAGAAAGCACAAUGCUGAAGACAUCAAAUCGACUGUUCUGGCUGUAGAUCCAAUUAAAUUUGUGCAUAAAGGAAGAAUAGCAGUGUUUUCAGCAACAAUUUUAAAAGAGGAGCGAAUAAUAGUGGUAGCUGAGCAAAAAGGGACUUGUACAGAGGAGGAGAGCUUCCUGUGGAUGAGUCACGUGCUUCCAGCUGUAGACGGGAUUCACGGAGUUGGUAUCUAUUGUCUAUGCCUAGUUGCGCAAGAUGGACUACCAAGGUAUAGCAGUGGCUCAAUUAGUGUACACGAAGCAAAACUGAGGUUUCUUGAAGGCUCUCUUCAUUCUGUGAAUGUUUUGAUGUGUCCACAUACAACUGUCACCAACCUUCCUAAACCACGACUAAAGGUUUCAGAGCCAGGACCUGCACAAACCAUGGUUGGGAAUCUGGUGAAAGGGGCCCGAAUGGCUUUUGCUGUUGGCAGGGAAAUCGGUGAAAAAGACGAAUCUGAUCUAGCGAAAAAGUACCAGUUUUUGUCAGAAAUAUUAAAAUGGAGGGCGCAAUCAUCACCUGAUCAUAACAUAUUCACACUUUUGAAUGCAAAGGCCCACGUUGCUGGUAAUUUAACCUGCCUCCAACUGCACAAGAGAGCGGAGAGAUUUGCUUAUUUGUGCAUUGAACAAGCGAAACUGAAGACCGGUGACCACGUUGCAUUACUUUACCCACCCGGGCUUGAUCUAAUUACAGCCGUUCUAGGAUGUCUAUACGUGGGUCUCAUCCCUGUUCCUAUUCGACCACCGAAUUUUCACAACGUAAUCACAACGUUACCAACCGUUAAAAUGAUCGUUGAAGUCAGCAAAUCAGUCGCCAUACUUACAACGCUACCACUUAUUAAGUUAUUGCGUACAAAAGAGGCUCAAACUGUAGUCGAGGCAAGGCAGUGGCCUGCUAUUAUUCCCACUGAAGAUCUACCGAAGAAGCGACUAUCGCCGGCGUAUAGGCCAGCCAGCUCGGAAAUGGUUGCGUACUUAGAUUUCAGUGUAUCAACGACUGGAAUGUUAGCUGGAGUUAAGGUUUCUCAUGGUGCUGUGACGUCGUUAUGCCGGGCUCAAAAGUUAGCAUGCGAGCUUUAUCCAUCGAGAGAGAUAGCAAUUUGUCUUGAUCCGUACUGUGGAUUUGGUUUCACAUUGUGGUGUCUUAGCAGUAUUUAUUCUGGUCAUCAUACAAUUUUAGUACCUCCCGUUGAGUUAGAAUCGUGUCCAAGUUUGUGGAUCCAAGCCAUAAGUCAAUAUAGAGUCAGAGACACAUUUUGUUCAUAUCCAGUCAUGGAGCUUUGUACAAAGCAUUUGGCUCCUCACAUUCCCACAAUGAAGAUGAAAGGGAUAAAUUUAUCAUUCUUGCGAACAUGCAUAGCCGUUGCAGAGGAGCGGCCUAGAAUUUCUUUGACGCAAACAUUUAGUGCUUUGUUUUCAUCCCUUGGUUUGUCGCAAAAUGCAGUCAGCACAUCGUUUGGGUCACGUGUUAACAUUGCGAUAAGCAUGCAGGAAGCGUCUCACCCGGAAGCGUCGAGUGUUUACAUUGACACCAGAUCACUCCGACACGACAGGAUCGCUCAAGUUGAAAGAGGAAGUCCUAACAGUUUGUGUUUGGUCGAAUCAGGAAGGAUUCUUCCUGGUGUCCGGGUUGUUAUUGCAAAUCCAGAAACCAAAGGCCAGUGUGGUGACUCAUCACUUGGAGAGAUCUUCGUGUCGUCAUCUCAUAACGGAUCAGGAUUUUUCAACGUGAAUGACGACGACCGAUUGACGCAAGAACACUUCAAUGUCUACCUUGCGACGGGGGACAUCGCAACCCCUUAUGCCAGAACCGGCUACUUGGGAUUUAUCAAACGAACCGACUUGACGCAAACAGACGGAGCCCCACACGAUGCUCUGUUUAUUGUCGGCUCCCUUGACGAAGCCCUUCUUAUCAAAGGACUGCGGUAUCACCCAAUUGAUAUCGAGGCUAGCGUUACGCGAUGCCACAAAGGAAUCAGUGAAUGUGCUGUUUUCACUUGGACCACUCUUCUGGUUGUUGUUGUGGAGCUGGAUGCUGAUGAAAAAGAGGCUCUUGAUGUUGUUCCCUUGGUAACGAACGUUGUACUUGAAGAUCAUCAGUUGAUAGUUGGGGUUGUUGUUGUAGUUGACCCAGCAGUAAUCCCCCUCAACAGUCGAGGUGAGAAGCAGCGAAUGCAUUUGCGUGAUAGUUUUUUGGAAGACAAAUUAGAUCCAAUUUAUGUCGCAUACCACUUGUAGCGUGUCGUAUCUUGUAUAUUCAAUUGUUUUAUUUACAAAUAAUAUUUUGUUAGAAAAUGACAAGGUAGGCCGCUAAAACAGACACUGAACUUUUGACCAGUUUUUGCAUUCGUUCUAAUUUAUUCACUGUAAUUAGUUACGCCAAAAUUAAAAGCAAACUAGUUCAUGUUGUAGUACUUACCUGCCUAACCCCAUUUUGUUUGGUUUCGCAAAUUCUUUCAGCUUUGUAAGAUGAAAAUUUUCUCAAGUCUUAUUUGCAUAAUCUUUUAAAGAUAAUAAUUCCAUCUUAAUGUGCUAAAACGUAAUAAAAUUUUAAAAUCCCAAAGUAUUAAACAUUUUCACAUUCGUUUUCACUUCACUUUUUCUUAGGCCCAUCAUGCUUGUGUGUUAUUUUUUUAGGUAGCUUAUUAAAAUUGCUAUUGUGUAUGUGAAUGAAAAAUAGUAAGUCAUUUCAAAAAGUGAAUGAAAAAUAGUUUUUGGUGUUUUUUCAUGCCUAAUAUAAUAACAUGUUAUUUUCCACGGCUGUUUUGAGAUGCUAUCAUUGAUAAUAUUAUCUUAUACAUUAUCAUAUUUAGUAUGAGCUAGUAAGAAGGGAAAUUAUUUACAAUUUUAUUCCCCUGCCUGCGUUAUUCCCAUGCCUACGUUUGUCAAAUUUAUACAUAAAAGAUUUUCAUGCUUCGUUUUAUCUGUUGUUAUAAAUUGAUAUGAAAGUUUAUUUCAAUUUCAAGAAAAAUUGUAAUUUUCACGUAGCUGUUUCAUUACCACGUGCAAAGAUGUAAUAUUUUGUAAAGAGCUGAAAUAAUAACUUUAUGGAAAUCUGGAUUACAGUGUUUGUGUGAGAAUUCAAUUUGUGAUUGGCGAACUCGUGUUUCUGACAUUAAGUUAUUGGAAAUGGAGGGGAACUAGCAUUUUUGACCAGAAAUUUUAGAGACAGUUCUAUUGUAAGCUUAGAAUGCAGCGCAGUUAGAACCUAUCAUAUCUUAUCACAAGCUGCAUCUCAAUUAAUUUUUUUCGACUGGUACUAUAAACCAAAAAUAUGAACUUACAAUUUAUCGUCUUCUGGAAAAUUCCUCGUGGGUAGGUCCCAAAGGUGGGCACGUCCCAAGGGUGGGUAGGUCUCGAGGAUGGGUAGGUCCCAAGAAAGCCUUUUUUAAUCAGAAGGAAAUUAUCACUUCAAAGAUGCAUUCGACUUACGAAACCAAAAGGGUUCUUAAUCUACCGGCUUAGACCCCUUGGGCACUUAAGGGGCAUCAUAGGACUCUCGGGUGUCCCUUCAGGUGACAAACCUAUGUAUGAAUAAUGUUUAAGAGUUUCAUAUUCAAAGUGCGAAUAAAGUUGCAAUAUGUUUAAAAAGUUCAUGGAUUAAUUGAGAAAACAGCAUUUUUUGUCGAUCAUGUUUUUUAUAUCUGUAAAAUGCAAUUGAUUUUUUCCAGCAUUGACUCGAAUUGUAUGAUUUCAUUGGUUAACUGUAUAAUUAUGGAUUCAAGAA